Molecule: messenger RNA, 213 nt
Organism: Penicillium canescens
Lineage: Eukaryota; Fungi; Ascomycota; Eurotiomycetes; Eurotiales; Aspergillaceae
Exons: 1
Coding region: 1-213 (70 amino acids)
Source: RefSeq, a predicted model, not a curated record
AUGGUUAAGGAUGCCUAUUGGACACAGUCGACAUUUGGGCUCACCGCUAACAUCAACAAAACCUCUGUUAUGGAUAUCUCAGCCACCAACAUCGACCUGGAGCACCAUUUUGUGGAUAUCACCGUCUGCGACCUUGACUUGUUCGAGGAUUAUUGGAAUGAACAUGAUCGCGGCCCCCGAAGCGGCCCCAUCGAACAGGCUCUGGUUACGUAG